Molecule: messenger RNA, 258 nt
Organism: Staurois parvus
Lineage: Eukaryota; Metazoa; Chordata; Amphibia; Anura; Ranidae
Source: the annotation of a GenBank genome assembly
AUGGGGCCCCUGUGUCCUUGCCCAAACUCAAAAAAACCUAUGAAAAAUGUACCAGGGGCAUCUCAUGGGGCCCCCUACUGACCCCCGGACCUCAGGCGGGGAUCAUGGGGCCCCUGUGUCCUUGCCCAAACUCAAAAAAGCCUAUGAAAAAGGUACCAGGGGCAUCUCAUGGGGCCCCCUACUAACCCCGGGCCCUCGGGCAGUGCCCGAGUUUCCAAAUGGUCAGUCCGCCCCUGGUGGUGCCUGUUAAGCUUGGCA